This is a messenger RNA of Aspergillus calidoustus, 1659 nucleotides long. Lineage: Eukaryota; Fungi; Ascomycota; Eurotiomycetes; Eurotiales; Aspergillaceae. The record is from the annotation of a GenBank genome assembly.
AUGGAGGCUUCCUUGGCUCAACCGCGCCUUCCAGGGACGGUGAAAUUGAUCGACGCCCAAGGCCUGCUCAACGUCAAACAUGGCCACGGCUCACAAGAAAUUAUCCUUGUUCCGCAACCUACCGACGACCCCGAUGACCCUCUUCGCUGGAGCAAGCCGCGUAAGAUGACCAGUAUCAUUAGCGCUAUGGCAUGGUGCUUUUUCAUCGGCACUAUCAUCUCCGGAUUAUCGCCCGCCUACAUCCUCAUUGAAAAAGAUACGGGAAUAUCCAUUGCAGACCUGAGCACUGGUAACGGCAUUCUUUAUCUCUUCAUGGGCUGGGGCACGAUGAUUACGCAGAGUCUUGCGCUCAAAUACGGCCGCCGCCUUGUUCUUGUGGGAUGCAUCAUCUUGGUGACUGCCGUCACGGUUUGGACGGCCUAUGUGCAGUCAAGGGGAGAAUUUUUCGUGAAUCGCAUCUUACUGGGCAUCUUUGCUUCGCCGCAGGAAACACUCAUUGAGAUGAUUAUCGGAGAUAUGUUUUUCACACAUGAUAGGGGGUUUUAUAUGGGUGCUUAUAGCUGGUCUCUCUUUUCCGGGGCUCUUCUAUCGCCCGUGGCCUCGGGGUAUGUCGCCCAAUAUCUUGGUUGGCAAUGGAUUCAGUAUAUUCUGGCCAUUAUCGGGGCAGCGGUCACUGUUUUAACGUUUUUCUUCUUCGAGGAGACCAUGUUCUUCCGCGAUCACCUCUUAGCCAGCACUGAGACCCUCGAUGGUAUUUCUAAAUCCCUUGAAGGUACAACAGCGGACGACGUGGAGAAGACCGGCGAGACGAAAAGUUCUCCUACCCUUCAGCAGUCAACCACUCCAUCAUUCCGUGAGGCUCCGUCGUCCGAUGCGCCCAGGAGCACCAGACCCUACAUCCAAAAGCUCAAGCUCUGGGGCUAUCAGCAUCCCCUACAGCCAAACCCAUACAAAGUCUUCUUUCUCCCAAUCAAGCUUCUCUUUGCCUUUCCUGCAAUGUUCUUCAGCGGCCUUCUAGUUGGCGGGACCCUUGCGUGGUAUAACGCAAUGAGCGGAUCCAUGGCCCUGAUUCUCGGCGAGGCACCCUACAAUUUCAGCACCAACACCAUUGGGCUCACCUACCUUGCCUGUUUUGUUGGCGUCACAAUCGGCUGCUGCAUUUCUGGCUGGAUGUCUGACGUCGUCGCAGUUCAGCUAGCUAGCCGCAAUGGAGGAAUCAUGGAGCCGGAACAACGGCUCUGGAUUUGCCUGGUCGCGCUAGUCGUCCAUCCGGCUGGCUGCCUUCUAUAUGGCGUCGGGGCAUCGUAUGGGAUUCAUUGGGGUGGGAUCGUUGUUGGGCUGGGCUUGAUUGCCAUGACGUUUCCACUGGGGGCAUGCCUUGCAUAUACAUAUGUUCUCGACAGCUAUAGGGAGAUGGCAGGGGAGGGCCUCGUGUCUGUGAUUCUCAUCCGGAACAUGAUGGGCUUCGCAUUCGGAUACGCGGUCGUGCCCAUGAUCAACGCCCUGACUGUCCGGUAUGCCUUUGUCCUGAUUGCUUUACUAGGGGAACUGGUCUGGCUCACCGGUAUGGCAAUGAUCUAUUUCGGGAAACCCCUAAGGCGAAAUACUGCGCAAAAAUACUGGAAUCUUGUUGAAAAGACGAAUGCAAAGGCGCACUGA